This is a messenger RNA of Pecten maximus, 2628 nucleotides long. RefSeq names its product sulfotransferase family cytosolic 1B member 1-like. Bases 313 to 1194 code for a protein of 293 amino acids. The transcript is spliced from 6 exons. Gene Ontology annotation, molecular function: sulfotransferase activity. Gene Ontology annotation, cellular component: cytoplasm. The record is from RefSeq and is a predicted model, not a curated record. Gene Ontology annotation, biological process: sulfation. NCBI's taxonomy places the organism in Eukaryota, Metazoa, Mollusca, Bivalvia, Pectinida, Pectinidae.
GCUAGUGGCGUACGUAGAAUUCUCCAAUAUGAUUGAAGGUGGAGGGGUCAUUCGGUGCAUUAUCCGGGAGUUUACCAAGUCAUUCUACUAUAGGGGUUAUGUAGGAAAUAUUCCUAGGAAUAUCAAUUAGAGGAAGCUCGUGUCGUGUGCACCCUAAAGCAGGUGUAAGAGUAAGUAAGGGCUAUAAAACUGAUCUGGUGACGACCGCUGACCAUUGACAGUGACACCUCUCGACGGCAUCCGGACGGACUUAUUCACUCUUCACCUCAAACAACAUUUACAACGUCUUACAGGUAACAACAACCCGCUAACAUGUCAGUGGUCGAGGUAUCUGAUAGAAGUGGUUGCAAGAGCAAGCUUUGGGACUACGACGGAGGUUAUUUACCAUUGGCUGUAAAUGGCAGCCCCUCUGAACACUUGCCAUCUCUAAAGAAGUGGAAGACAAGAAAGGAUGAUGUGUUUGUGUGCUCUUAUCCUAAAUCCGGAACAAAUUGGGUAUGGGAGAUCGUCUCCAUGCUCCGACAAAACAAAAAAGAAAUUACAGAAAUGGUGUUUCCCAACAUUGAGAUUUUCCGGACUCAGGACAUCGAUGCCAUGCCUUCGCCUCGGACAUUACAAUCACAUAUGCGGUUCCGGUGUCUUCCUCAACACUUCCUGGAAAACAAAGGGAAAAUAAUAUACGUGAUGCGCAAUCCCAAAGAUAUUGCUGUGUCCAUGUACAACUUCAUGGUGAAACUGAAGGACGUGUACGGCGGAACGUGGGACGAUUAUCUAGACCUCUUCUACCAAGGAAAAUUGGGGUAUGGUUCUUGGUACGACCACGUGCGUGAUUGGGAAGACUUUCGCAGAGAAAACAGUAAAUACCCCAUACUGUUUGUUAGCUACGAAGAUAUCCACAAGGACUGUAAGAAAGAAAUAACGCGCAUCGCCAAAUUUUUGGAAAUCCCCACCAAUUCAGAAACAGUGUCUGCGAUAGCAUCACAAGUACAGUUUCAGAACUUUAAGACGAAGAAGUUAGAAAAAUGUGGUCACAUCUAUAGAUCUAUCAGCAGGGAUGGUACUGACGUCUUCUUUCGCAAAGGUGUAGUGGGAGACUGGAGGAACCAUUUCACGGUAUCACAGAGCGAUGACUUCGACAAAGUACUCGAAAAGAAAAUGAAAGGAUCCAAAUUAAAAUUCAAAUAUUCAGUCUAGACACGGAAAUGCUGAGCUUUAGUUCCAAAAGAAAUGCAAGCGAACCCUUCUAGUACGGAAUUGUAAAUACUGGUACGUUCUCUGUAUUGUUGGUCCGAAGACCAAACAGACCAUUGUUUACCAAGAAGGUCCCAGAUUAUUUCAGCGGCCUGGAGGGCCAAUAACACAUGUUCAUCGUGUAUUGAUAUUACGCAUAACAUUAUUAUCUUUUUUAGGACGAAUAUUUCAUUUUGUUUCACCACAAUGAUAUUCGUUUUUUAAGGUUGUGUUAUCUAGGACAUUGCCAUACGGAAAUGACGUAUAAGACAAGGGUUACUCAGCACGAGCAAGUCCGCUAUCGCUGACGUCAUAGUAAGAAUCGAAUACAAUCGUGACGUCGCGUCUAGAAUGGGGACCGAACUAAAUCUUCAAAAAUGGCAUACGGGUAUCCGUAUUGAGAAACAAACAAAACGUAAAUAGGCAGACAUACGGGUAUCCGUAUUGGAAUACAAACAAAACGUAAAUAGGCAGACUUACGGGUAUCCGUAUUGGAAUACAAACAAAACGUAAAUAGGCAGACAUACGGGUAUCCGUAUUGAAAAACAAACAAAACGUAAAUAGGCAGACAUACGGGUAUCCGUAUUGGAAUACAAACAAAACGUAAAUAGGCAGACUUACGGGUAUCCGUAUUGGAAUACAAACAAAACGUAAAUAGGCAGACAUACGGGUAUCCGCGAUGCUUAUUAACAAGGGACAUAAUCCAUAUGACAUACGGGUAGCCGCUACGUCAUUGUCGCGCAUGCGUCAACUAUGACUUUUAAGUGCCCGCUAAAUAUGUAACCGCUCAAAAUAAUGUGUUCUGUCCUUUUGUAGACAAUGUUACUUAACAAUAGGCGCUAGAUAAUCCGCGUAAUAAUGUUUACACUGGGGCUUGUCAUUAUUUUAAGGUGCAUCGUGAAAAAUAUUGGAAAAGAGACGAAUGAAAAAGGAGAAUGAAUGAGUGAGCGAUAUUUCUUCAAUGAAGAGAGAUUAACAUUAUAUGCUUAUUUCUUUUCCCUUCCACGAUUGUUUGGGACUCAUAUAUUUUAUUUAUGCUAAAUCUUGGAUUGGCGACGACGGCGAGAAGAACCACGAUGGCAAUUUAAACGAUUCGGCUCAUCUCAAAUGUCAAGUGCGACUACUGCAAUGCAGCACGAUUUUCGUGCUUUCUCUUGUAUUUUCAUGUUAAUUGACACAAUAUCGCCGAGUUCAUUAAUUAGUGGUGUGAUGAAUUCAAUGCGCAGGGACGUUUUCAUAAAUGGCAGGGGAGAUAACUCCUGCACAAACUGGCGAUAUAUCUCUGUACAUACGUAUUAUUGGUCAUAUUACUCUGUUUGUACUAUAAGUUUGUAGUAUGUUAUUGUUAUAACUCGUUGUAUGUAUAUUAAAGAUGGAAUAUUAAAACAGAACUACACA